Messenger RNA from Cottoperca gobio, 4655 nucleotides. It is a transcript of the gene smurf2, whose product is annotated as SMAD specific E3 ubiquitin protein ligase 2. NCBI's taxonomy places the organism in Eukaryota, Metazoa, Chordata, Actinopteri, Perciformes, Bovichtidae. Gene Ontology annotation, cellular component: cytoplasm. Gene Ontology annotation, biological process: proteasome-mediated ubiquitin-dependent protein catabolic process; negative regulation of BMP signaling pathway; protein ubiquitination. The record is from RefSeq and is a predicted model, not a curated record. Gene Ontology annotation, molecular function: SMAD binding; ubiquitin protein ligase activity.
GCUCUAGGACACACUGGGACCUGUGUGUGAAUUACAAUGAGGUUCCACAUGUUGGAGAAAUGUUUCACUCCCCCAAAGUGUGCUGUCGUCACCGGUCAGCUCCUAGCAGCAGCCUCCUGAAGUGGAUCCACACCGGAGGGCUCAACAGUUCAACUCUCGACGAGCUGAGAGGAGGACUCAGUCCGAGGCAGAGGCUGCUUCCGAAGAUGUGAAGAUAAACACCGCGUCUCCACAGUAGCUCCUUUUAUACGUUUCUCCAGGGAGAAGUCAUUUCUAGUAAAUGCACUUUGCAGCACUGUUACACUCGUUAUUUUAGUUUUCUUUUUGAAUUUCUCGCAUUUGUGAGCUAUCGCUAUGGCAGUUCAGUUCACAUCCGGGCCACAAUGCCUUGACUCCAUUAUUGUCUAAAACUGGCGGAGAGGUUGAUAAACCUUGUUAUUAUUAUUUUUUACAGUUAACGACACAUUUUUUAAUACGUGCAGAGAAGGCUGGAACCAAGAGGAGAUGUCUAACCAAGGAGUCCGGCGGAAUGGCCCCGUGAAGCUGCGAUUAACAGUCCUCUGCGCCAAAAACCUGGUGAAGAAGGACUUCUUCCGCCUCCCUGAUCCCUUUGCCAAGGUUGUUGUGGACGGUUCAGGUCAAUGCCACUCGACAGACACUGUGAGGAACACACUUGACCCCAAGUGGAAUCAACACUAUGACCUAUACAUCGGGAAAUCGGACUCUAUCACCAUCAGCGUGUGGAAUCACAAGAAGAUUCACAAGAAGCAAGGGGCUGGGUUCCUGGGCUGUGUCCGCCUUCUGUCCAACGCUAUCAACCGCCUUAAAGACACAGGCUACCAGAGACUAGACUUGAACAAGCUGAGUCCCAGUGACAGUGACACGGUCAGAGGCCAGAUAGUGGUGAGCCUGCAGUCGAGGGACCGGAUAGGCACAGGAGGCCCCGUGGUGGACUGCAGUCGGCUGUUUGACAAUGAUCUCCCAGAUGGCUGGGAGGAGAGGAGCACGGCGUCUGGACGAAUCCAGUAUUUGAACCACAUCACACGCACCACGCAGUGGGAAAGGCCUACCAGGCCUGCAUCAGAGUACUCCAGCCCCGGCCGGCCUCUCAGCUGCAUCGUGGAUGAGAACACGCCCGUCAGCACGAACGGGGCCACGCCCACAACAGUAUUGCCCCCCAUCAACGGUGAACAGCGGGCCCAGGAGAGACGGGUCCGCUCCCAGAGGCACCGCAACUACAUGAGCAGAACCCACCUGCACACACCACCGGACCUCCCUGAGGGAUAUGAACAGAGGACCACGCAGCAAGGCCAAGUGUACUUUCUCCACACUCAGACCGGUGUCAGCACGUGGCAUGACCCCAGAGUACCAAGAGAUCUGAGUAAUGUGAACUGUGAGGAACUGGGUCCUCUACCUCCUGGAUGGGAGAUACGAAACACUGCCACCGGGAGGGUUUACUUUGUCGACCACAACAACCGAACCACGCAGUUCACAGACCCGCGCCUCUCCGCCAACCUGCAUCUAGUCCUAAAUCCGAGCCCGAGCCCCAAUGGUUCUCGAGGAAGCAUCGAAAAUCACAAUGUCAGUCGUCAGAACCAGUUGAAGGAUCAGGCCCAGCAGGCUCUGGUGUCCCCCGCUCAGCUCCCAGAGGAGGCCGAGUGCCUCACGGUGCCCAAGUACAAGAGAGACCUUGUUCAGAAGCUUAAGAUCCUCCGCCAGGAACUGUCCCAGCAGCAGCCUCAGGCCGGCCACUGCCGCAUCGAGGUGUCCCGCGAGGAGAUCUUCGAGGAGUCGUAUCGCCAAGUGAUGAAGAUGAGGCCGAAGGACUUGUGGAAAAGGCUAAUGGUGAAGUUCAGAGGAGAGGAGGGGCUCGACUAUGGAGGAGUGGCGAGGGAGUGGCUCUAUCUGCUGUCGCACGAGAUGCUGAACCCGUACUACGGCCUGUUCCAGUACUCCCGCGAUGACAUCUACACACUGCAGAUAAACCCGGACUCUGCGGUCAACCCCGAGCACUUGUCAUACUUUCACUUCGUGGGUCGUAUCAUGGGGAUGGCAGUGUUCCACGGCCACUACAUAGACGGAGGCUUUACUCUGCCCUUCUACAAACAGCUGCUGGGUAAACCCAUCACCCUGGACGACAUGGAGUCUGUGGACCCUGACCUGCACAACAGCCUCGUGUGGAUCCUGGACAAUGACAUCACAGGUGUGCUGGACCACACCUUCUGCGUAGAACACAAUGCCUAUGGAGAGAUCAUCCAGCAUGAGCUCAAGCCCAGCGGCAAGAGCGUCCCCGUCACCCAAGACACCAAGAAAGAGUACGUGCGGCUCUACGUCAACUGGCGUUUUCUGCGAGGCAUCGAGGCCCAAUUCCUGGCUCUGCAGAAGGGCUUCAAUGAGGUCAUCCCCCAACACUUGCUCAAGGCUUUCGAUGAGAAGGAGCUAGAGCUGAUUGUAUGCGGCCUGGGCAAAAUCGACAUCAACGACUGGAAGUCCAACACGCGGCUCAAACACUGCACUCUCGACAGCAACAAUGUCAAAUGGUUCUGGAAAGCCGUGGAGUCGUUCGACGAGGAGCGCAGAGCGCGGCUGCUGCAGUUUGUCACCGGCUCCUCCAGAGUUCCUCUGCAAGGAUUCAAGGCCCUCCAAGGCGCUGCUGGUCCACGGCUCUUUACCAUCCACCAGAUCGAUGCCAGCACCAACAACCUGCCCAAAGCCCACACCUGUUUCAACCGGAUUGACAUUCCUCCCUACGAGCACUACGACAAACUGUACGACAAGUUGCUAACUGCCAUCGAGGAGACGUGCGGCUUUGCUGUGGAGUGAGUCACUGAUGCAGGCGGAGCUCAGCGACAACCAGAAGCAACGUGUUUUGGCCGUGAUUAGCCUCCCCCUACAAAUCCAUCCACUCAGGCGGGGGGUCAUCCACAAUCGCUUCACCCGGGGACGACCAUACUUCCCGGGGACAUGUGGCCGAGCUAAGGGACGGUUGGGCAGAGAAGACCAGAUGUCAUCUGACUUUUAGACCCCCCAGCCCUAUUUUAUGUCCUUUUUUAAUUAUUGAAAAGGAUCUCUUCAGCUGCUAAUAACUCAAGACUAUUUACUAACUCGUGGAACCUGCAAAAGUAGCUGGCUCUGCCUUUUUCUUUUCUUUUUUUUUUUUCAGCGUUUUAAAAACUGUAUUCCAUGUAGCAAUGCUCCAUCUUCCCAAGCAGAACACAAAGUCAGUCCAGUCUGAAACGAUGUUAGCAACACCGGUUUGUGUGCUAGAGCACAGGGUUAUUAAUGGUUCCCACAACCACUUGGAAACACUACAUUUGUAAGCAGAGUGUACAUGACUCGUGCUGUUUGGUGCCGCAGAGCGAUCACAUUGGGGCUAUCGGUAAUGCCAAGGCUGGAAAGCGGGGAUGAGAAGGCAAGACGAGAAAUUAGGCAGAGCCCGACUGUUUACAACCCUCUCCAAAGACAGCAGCAGAGACCUCUGCUCCUCAACCCUGUUCAGAAAUUAAUGAAUAGCUUAGAAAUGUGGUUUUUAUUAUAUAACGGGAAAUUGAAAAAAUAAACAAUUAAAUUCUUUAUAAUAUAUAUAAUUUAUUGCUGUUAUAUUUCAGAAACCCCCUUCCAUUGUUUCAGAAAAAAACCAAGAUAUUUUAAAUGUGUUACCGUUUUAAAUUAUAGAAGACAACUUGUGCAAACAGAAUUAAGCCCCACUGAAAUUCACUUACGAAUGCUGUGGUUUAUUUCUCGACACGACCUCUCACACUGUACAGGGAGAGGUUUGUCUUCAAGAGCAAACAAUUCAUCCUGAACACACAAUGUCCUGAGUGCCAUAAUCCUUUUUAAUGAAUGAAUCUUUGCUGAUAUUGAGUGAACCCUUUAAAUUCUACUGGUUUCAUCCUGGAUAUGGGGGCAUGAUGUUUCCCUGCUAUCACCCUUUAUUAACACUUUGUCAUUUGUAACUGGGCUAUAUUCAUAUCACUACUAUGAAACCUGCCAUUAACUUCUAAGGUAUUCUGUUCUGAAGAGUCCAAAAUCCAUCAUCAUUUAUUUGUGUGCUGCCUCCACAUUGUUGAAAAAUAAAAAAACCUCUACUACCUUCUAGCCAUGUGGUGCUAAAUAGCAUUCGUCUUAUAUUGGCAACCUUAACACACUACUGCUUAAAGUGCACACUACACGACUCGUGCUCAUACCUGUUAGUGGCCACAAAACAUUAUUCAAAAGCUCUAGCUAGCCACAUCCUCAGGAGAUGUCAUAUGUAGUUUGUCCUUUGAUUUGACGAGAACUAAUUCUGACCAUUUGUCUUUAUUUCCUGAAUGUUAAAGGGGUUAAGAAAGUCUUGUCGUUUUUAAAUUGCUUUGCCCACAGCAGACCUUUAACACACAGUAAUUGUUGCAUGUGUCCAUAUGUGCUUUUGGUUGAAAGGGAACUGAAUGAGAUGAACCCUGUUGUAGCCUGCUACACGGUCCCAUCGGUGAUGUUUUUGUUUUGAGAAAGAGGGAUUGUUUUCUACGAUUAAAAAAUGAAAUUCUUGAAUGUUUUCAAAAGAUGCUGCCUGUCGAGCAAUCUCUAUGACCGUGGACUGUUCUUAACAUUUGCAUACACAAAAAAAAAAAAAAAAAAUCUUUUAUGUGGACAAGUGUAUGCAAAGUGACGUGUCC